AUGACGGACGCUGUCGUUGAAGCGACGGCCAAGCUUCAGCUCGAUGAGGAGACCGGGGAGAUGGUCUCCAAGGGAGAGCUGAAGAAGCGGUUGCAGAAGCGUGCCAAAAAGGCGGCGAAGGCGGCCAACGCGGCCGCUGCUCCCAAGCAGACCGCGGCCACCCCCAAGCCUGCGGCCGCCCCCAAGCCCGAGGAGGAGCAGAUCGACCCGGAUGCCAUGUUCAAGCAGGGUUUCCUGGCUGCGGUGCACAAGGAGCGGCCUGUUGUGCCGUUGACGCGCUUCCCCCCGGAGCCCAAUGGAUACUUGCAUCUGGGUCACGCGAAGGCGAUCGCUGUCAACUUUGGUUUCGCUAGACAUUAUGGUGGAAAGACGAUUCUUAGAUUCGAUGAUACCAACCCGGAGGCUGAGGAGGAGAAAUACUUUGUGGCUAUCGAGGAGAUCAUUCAGUGGCUAGGCUUUAAGCCCGCCGCUAUCACCCACUCGAGCGACAACUUCCAGAAGCUCUACGACCAGGCUGAGAAGUUGAUCACCAUGGGCAGAGCCUAUGUUUGCCACUGCAGCGACACCGAGAUUAAGCUCCAGCGUGGCGGAGAGAACCACGGCCCCAGAUACCGCUGCAAGCACGCCGAGCAGGAUGUCGAGACAAACCUCCAGAAGUUCCGGGAUAUGAAGGCUGGCAAAUACGAGCCCCAGACCGCUUUCUUGCGCAUGCUUCAGGACAUUGAGGAUCCCAACCCUCAGAUGUGGGAUCUGGCCGCAUACCGCAUCCUCAAGCAGGAGCACUUCCGCACCAAGAACGAGUGGUGCAUUUACCCCACCUACGAUUUCGCCCACUGCCUGUGUGAUAGCUUCGAGAACAUUACACACAGUCUGUGCACGACCGAGUUCCAGCUUUCCCGCACUUCCUACGAGUGGCUGAACAGUACCUUGGGCGUCUACGAGCCCAUGCAGCGCGAAUACGGUCGCCUGAACGUCAGUGGUACCGUCAUGUCGAAACGUAAGUUGAAGAAGCUGGUGGAUGACGGAUACGUCCGAGGCUGGGAUGAUCCCCGCCUGUACACACUGAUUGCUCUGCGCCGCCGUGGUGUGCCCCCCGAGGCAAUCCUCUCCUUCAUCAACGAACUCGGUGUGACGACUGCUCUCAGUCUGAUCAAGAUCUCGCGCUUCGAGCAGACUGUCCGGACAUACCUUGAGAGCCGUGUUCCCCGGUUGAUGCUUGUGAUUGACCCCGUUCCGGUGGUCAUUGAGGACUUCGAGACGGUUGAGGAUGGUCAGCUCAACUGCGAUAUUCCUUUCUCUCCCAAGAACCCUGCUAUGGGCACUCACGAGAUUCGCCUGACCAAGACCAUUUACAUCGAUCGGUCGGAUUUCCGCGAGGAGGAUGCCAAGGGCUACUUCCGUCUGGCCCCGGGCAAGAGCGUCGGUCUCUGGCGCGCACCCUACCCCGUCAAGGCCACCACUUUCACCAAGGAUGCUGAUGGUAAGGUCACCGAGAUCCGGGCUGUUUGGGAUAAGGAGGGCGGCAAGCCCAAGACCUACAUCCAGUGGGUCCCAGAUAACUCGCGCAAGGUGGAGGUCCGUAUCCACGACCCGCUUUUCAAGUCGGAGGACCCCGGUGCUGCUGAGGGUGGCUUUUUGAGCGAUAUCAACCCCAACAGUGAGACCAUUUACAAGGAUGCUCUGAUUGAGGCGGGCUUCGAUGAGGUCCGUCGGAGGGCUCCUUGGCCGGAGGCUGCCGGCGAGAAGGAGAAGGGCAAGAGUGGACCGGAGAGUGUCCGUUUCCAGGGCAUGCGUGUGGCCUACUUCGCUGUCGAUUCGGAUUCCACGGAAGACCGCGUCGUGCUGAACCGCAUCGUGUCUCUGAAGCAGGAUGUUGGGCGCAACUAG
Aspergillus aculeatus ATCC 16872 is the source of this 1887-nucleotide messenger RNA. Its product is annotated as glutamine--tRNA ligase. Gene Ontology annotation, cellular component: cytoplasm; cytosol. Lineage: Eukaryota; Fungi; Ascomycota; Eurotiomycetes; Eurotiales; Aspergillaceae. Gene Ontology annotation, molecular function: glutamine-tRNA ligase activity; ATP binding. The record is from RefSeq and is a predicted model, not a curated record. The transcript has 6 exons. The coding region runs from base 1 to 1887 and encodes 628 amino acids. Gene Ontology annotation, biological process: translation; glutaminyl-tRNA aminoacylation.